UUAUGUUGGUUCAUUAGACUUCGCAUGUUAUUAUAAAGUUCUCCACUAGGUGUCAGAACAGCAUCACAGUUCUCUCUUGAUGUCAGACGGACUCUGCCUCAUUAUGGAGAGGUGAAACAUUGCAUUUUCACACAAGAGCUGAAGACAGAUAGAAUGGACACAUAUUUGAACAAUUUGUAAAUUUUUACAAAAGUAUUUAAGAUACAGGGAGAUCAGACCAUUUGCAAUAUAACCAGUACGUUCAAGAUUGUGGUACAAAACCAACAAACUGUACCAAAGUUUGAAUAUGUUUUCUCUCAUUUUGCCCAUUAAGAAAAGAGCAGACUGUCUAAUAUGGCUAAUAAAAUCAAUACAACUACUCUCUGUAAUACAAUGUCAUAGCAAAAAGUCAGUAAACAGCAAGUGAAACAUCCUGUGGUGAGCUGGAACUUUGCUCAUCUUUGUGCAAUCUAACCCUGAAUGUUUCAUCAUCGGCAGUGGCUUCUGAUUGGUCAACAACACAGAUAUGAUGGUGAACUUUCCUCUAAAACGAGCAAACAGUUAGUCUUAGUCUUCUUGUACUGCAAUGGAGCACCAUGUGAGACUGCUCGUGAAAGAUCUUACAGAGGGUUUAUCUCAUCACACAAAGUGCCAAAUCUCAUUACAUUUAUAGGCUUUAGCUGCACUGACAUCCCCAAGGACACAUCUCUGUCCUGAUGUCUAAUUAAACUACGAAUGGAGGGGGACCAUUAUGUGAGCUCCCUUUAGUAGUCUUUGCCAUCAAUUUGCACUUCCUAUAAUCAAUAAUCAUAAACACAGUCUGCUUUAUUAUUCACCGUUCUUGCAGUGUUGCUUCGUGUUAUUUGGCCUGAAUGCGUCACAGUAUUUGUUGAAAACAUUUUUGUUGUUGGGUGGGAUGUUUUAACUUGUAAAUCAGUUGUGAAUGAAAGAUGCAAAUGUACUCACUAGGCAGGUUCUCUGUUCAGAUUGUGUGAGUGUUAGUGCGCACGACAAAAUGAAACAAAGCGCGUAGUAUGUUCAGUAAUGGACGACAACACUGUAUGUGCAAAACAUUUAGUCACUCAGGGAACAGUGGGGUAAUGUACAUAUGAUGUGCAACAUAUUGUGUCUGAGUGUUUAUAUAGAUAAGAAAGGACAUAGUCUUAAUAUGAGCACAACAAGGAGAGCUGAAUCUGAAUUGUGUUGUUGGUUUUGGGGUCAAUGCAAUGGGAGGUGACAGUUAUUUGUUGGUUGUGCAUAUGUGCACACGAAUGAGACAGCAUAUAGAAUACAAGAAAAUGUACAACACAAUGAUUCCGUAUUAUCCAAUACACCAUGAGUCAUAUUUUUCAUUUUAAGAAUUUAAGGAAAAACCGUUGCAGGUAAAAUACAGCUAAAACUAAAAUGAUUUGCCAUAUGUUGUUGCUUUUUACUGCAAGUAAAUUAUUCUAUGUGGCCCACAAAUAUACUUAUUAGCAAUUUGUGUGACAGAAACGGCGACAUUCACAUCUACUCACAGAAAUCAUGUGAGGAUCAGUAACUGGGGUCUUGUGUGUGUGCGUCCGUGUGUGUACACAUUCCCAUGAGGCGCCUUCUUUCAUAUGUGCGUGUGUGCAUACAGGCAUCUUGCUGGUUAGCAGUUUAGCGGGUCUGGUUUCAGCCGGGUUGUCGAUAGGUCAGGUUGACCUUUGAGUGCUCAGCGCUCCCAAGGCUGAUAUCAAGUUGUGUAGUCUCCUAUAGACACUCGCAAUAAGAGCUCCUAAUUAGUUCCCCAGACACCACGGCCAUUUAGAUUAAAUCUAUGUCUGGCGAGAGAGAAAGAGCCAGGGAAGAAAUAUCAUCUGAAACCUCUUAAGACAAUUCUUUCCAGGGUUUCCUUUUUAAGAAUAAUUUGUAGUAAUUGGUAUACUGUACACAACUAUCCUUUAUAAAUCUGCUUGUAUUCAAUUACAUAGGACAUCUGAUCAAAAAGAAGAAAUAUCAUACAUCCAGUGUUAUUAUUCUGCUGCAUUCUUCUCUCAUGUGUUGUUGGCUGUCUGCAGCGUCCUUCGGGCAAAUUCUAACAUAUUUUUGGAUUUUGCACUGCGUAUCUACGAGGAAGUCACAGCAUGACAGCAUGAUCAUCUGUUUGUGCCCCCUAGGGAAAACAAAAAUUGUGGUCACGGCUGUGAAGCACAGUCAAAUGCAUGAGAAAAGACCUAGUUGUUUGACCAUCACAGUCAAAUCAUUGUUGGAAUAUCUGCUCCAUGACAACAAGAAGUACAAAUAAUACUAAUCUUGAGGCAAUAGCAUGUAUUGACAUAAGGUCCACGGUCGGAUGAGGGCUCUAUUAAAAGACCAAAGUCACCAAACCAGUAUGAUUAUACCACAGGAUUUAGUGAGCUCAGUGAUAUGCUAGCUAGCAGCAUUGCUUCUUUGUGAUGCCUUUUUAUAAUGUCAAGGGCCCAAAUAAGCACAAUCCACUGUUGUGUCUUAAAAAUGCCUAAUUCCACUACUAUGCAGUUGAAACCAAAACUGAUAUUCAUACAUAAAAAAUUACUCAAUUAUCAAAAUAAUCAUCUGUGAAGUACAUAUGUGUAGCCAUGGUAACUUGUUUCAUUGCUCUUGUCUUGAGAGCCUCUUGCCUGAUAAAAUACUGAUGCAUGAGUAACGGUCAGGCAGGUAACCCUGGAUACAUGAAUAAAAAAAUGAUUAAUUUCAUUGGUCUGUUCUAUAACUUAUUUGUAGUGGUCUAAUGAAGUUAUACACACCAUUACCCCAAUAUAAUCAGACAGGAUAGGAAAUCAUUGCAGGAAUACAAACCGAGGCAAUUUUUUAUACCAAGUGUAACACAAAGGUUGUAGCACAGCUUAAUACUGGAAAAUAGAAACUGGUUCUAGUCAACCCUUAGGCAGUGUGUGUGUGUGUGUGUGUGUGUGUGUGUGUGUGUGUGUGUGUGUGUGUGUGUGUGUGUGUGUGUGUGUGUGUGUGUGUGUGAGAGAGAGAGGGAUGACUCUACAGCAUAAUUAAUGCUGUAUAUAUGUGAUUAUCUUUAACACAGAAUAGAAUAGGACAUUAGAAAAAAUAGAAUAUGAUGCCUCAUCUUAUUACAUACAAUAGUUUUGAACAGUGCAGCUAUUUGAGUUAAUAAUGUGUACUCCUUGUACAUAACUAUUAUUUUGUAAUAUAUAAUAUCGUAUAAUAAUUAUUUUUACUUGCAUUGUAAACAUUAUAAAACCUGCUGUGGCAAAACUGUAUCGUCACACCAAUAAAAAAAAAUGAAUUGCUAAAAAUAGAACAGUCUGACUCUAUUCUAUUCUAUAUACUCCUUAAUUUCACAGAGCGUCACUAAUGUUACCGUGCUACUGAGCAUUUCACCUGUUCAGUCAGGCGGACAGGGUUUAGUAAACCGGGCAGGAGGAAGUAAGAGACUCCCAGGGGAACAUCGUUCUAUCUCUUUAACAAUAAACUCCAGAAUAAAGAUAAUAUUCGCUGGGUUUACAUACUAUUGUGCGUUUCAAAAUAAAAAAGGGCGUUUUGAAUCGGAAAAUGGAUUUAAUGGAUAUUAAACCGUGAGCAUCUCUAUACGACUGCACAGUGCUCCCCCCACCCCUCUGUAUUCUCUAAAUGGUACGCUCCGCCGCUGCAGGUCUGAUUCAGGCAGCCACAUCGUUAUCAGCCCGGAGGAUCUCCGACCGUACGAAGCACCCAACCAGAUGAGCGCGUGAUUGCCUCUCUAGCUGUCGGUAAAGGCUCUGAAAUGAAUAAAGACUCACGUUUUCGGACGCAGACACCGGAAGAAUACGCAGAAGACUGUCCCGGGACGCCAAUUACGGCUCUGUCUCCAUGUCCUGGAUUACUACCGAUCACCAGUCAUUAUUAACCUGAUGGCGCGCGGUGCGGCUGGUGUGUCCGUGACAGACGACUGAUGGCGCAAAGGCGCGUGCGGUAUUGUUGGGAACUGCGAAACAGCGUUUGGGUGACAGCGCGAGGACGAUAUCCAGAUAAAUACUGCAUCUGAUUCAUGAGACAUUCACAUGGCUUCGCUGUGCGUCCGUGGGAGUGACUGUGCGCCAUAUUCCCGAUGCACCUGCACCUCCUGCAAAUGAAUGGUGAUCCUGGACUGAUGGAUAUUUUUUAAUUAACGACACCAUAUCUGCUUACCUAUUUUUACCUCAUGGCUUUUCAGUCUUGCCAAUAACCUCAUGUGCAACCAUUCUCUUCAAGCAUAUUGCUUCUCAUUGUCUACCUCAUUUCAUUUAUUUUAAGCCAUUGAAUUUAAUGCCAUUGCAAGAACUGAUGUCAUAGGGAGCUUUACACUAUUUCAAAUGAAAAAAGGCUUUUAUUGUCCUCUAAAAGCACAUGCGGGUUGAAACAUUAUGCUCCUUUGUGCUCACAAGGGAUCAAAUUCAUCAUAAUAAGGGUCCAGCUGUCCUCGUGUUAGAGUGAAUAAGGAUAAUUACAAACCUGUGGCAUGCUCGAUCUCAAGAUGAAGGAAACGUGUCGCAUCUGUGGACGGGAGCUCUGCGGUAACCAGCGGCGAUGGAUCUUCCAUCCCACCCCCAAGCUCAACCUGCAGGUGCUGCUGUCUCAUGCUGUUGGGCGAGAGCUGGCCCGGGAUGGCAGAGGAGAGUUCGCCUGCUCAAAGUGCACCUUCAUGCUGGACCGCAUGUACCGCUUCGACACAGUGAUCGCCCGCGUGGAGGCCCUGUCCAUCGAGAGGUUGCAGCGUCUCCUGCAGGAGAAACACAGGCUGAGGCAGUGCAUCAGUGGGCUCUACCGGAAAACUAAUUCAGAGGAGGGUGCAGCGACAUUACCUGGAGGUAAUGAUGGAUCAGGAGAUGGGAUGGUUGACAUUUCUGGUCUUACUCAUGCAAAGUACUGUGCCCUGCUCCAAGAUGAUCUGGUGUACUCUUUGUAUGAGUCGUGGGCCGAUGACGGCCUGGACUGUCAACACCACCACCACCCUCACAGUUCUGCUGGUCCAGAGUCAGAGGUCACAGUUGCAGACUCGCAUCGUUGCUUUCCCAGCACUCCCAGGAAGUGUCGGGGUUGUUCCUACUGGCGGGUGGCGGACUCUGACUAUGAAGCUGUUUGUAAGGUGCCCAGGAAGCUGGCACGGAGUAUUUCCUGCGGGCCGUCAUCCAGAUAUUCAGCCAGCGUUGUUGGAGGGAGUGUGACUGGAGGAGGAGGUGGUGGAGAAGGAGUAGGAGAAAAUAAUAAUGUGGAGGAUUUAGAAGAACCGCCCUCCUCUUUAACUCUGGUCCCUGGUUCUCAGGAACCCUCCAGGUCAUCCGAUAGUGAAUGCACCCUGGCUGGACGAGCCAGCUCCAGCCCCUCUAUAGCAUCCUUAGAGACGACUGAGGAAUAUAUUCAGUCUGGAGCUAUAACAGAUGGCCGGCUGAGCUCCCCCAGGGAACUGAUGGAUGACCGGAUAUCUGACUCCCUCUCUGAGGAGCACGUAGGAGCCCCACGUGGCCAAGCCUCACCUGGACCCAGCCUCUCUCUGGCCCUCUGUUUGCUGCAGAGCUAUGCCGUCUACCGGCCAGUCCUGAGCCCUAAAGGGAGUAAGCUGCCAGUGCUGCUCCGACAGAGCUCCAGUAAUGGAGGCUCGAGGCUGGCCUUCCCUGUUCCUGUUCUGGGAAUGUCUUAUGAUACUCCAGAGGGAGAAAGAGACAACCACAUGCCAACACCUGAGCUGGAGACCCCUCUGAUCAGGCUGGUUGAUCAGGAUCUGAACCUGGCCUACAUGGAGGAUUUGUUGGAUGAUUUGUACAAAGAGUAUCCUCCCCCACGUCCUCACCAGAGCCUCGUUGAGGAGCAGCAGAAUCAACUGAACCAGUAUGAGUGUGCAGCCGGUCAAUGUGUCAGCGAGCUGCAGAAGGCCCAGCUCCAGGUCCAUUCCCUGCAGGCCAAGAUCCACAAGAGCGAGGCCAACAAUAUGAAACUGCAGGAGAAGCUGAAUGAGAUGGAGUGUGAGCUGCGUUCAAUCCGCCAGGCUGCUCAGAGCCAGGAGAGAACCAUUCAGGGUCUGACAGAGUCCAUCAGCACCAAAGACAGUGAGGCCCAGGAGCUGUACCAGCUGAUGGAAGGGCAGAACAGCACACUGUGUAAGCUCAGAGAAAUGGUCCACCGCAACCAGCUUGCUCAAUUUAAGAUGCCAGAGGGGGUCAGCGGGUCUGUGAUGCUCGCCCAGCUGCAGGGCGAGCUGGUGGGGGUGCAAAGCUCCUUGUUCUCCCUUGGUCUGGAGCUGGAGGCCAGCCAGAGGAGCCUGAGACAGAGUCGGAGGCAAGGAGAUGACCUUUCGAGGUUCAAGGACCGACUCAACUCUGAUCUGCAGGAGGUGCAGCAGCACAGGGAGGUCACAGAAAAGCACAACCAGGACCUGCGCUCUGCCCUACAGAAAACUCGCUCUGAGCUUCAGGCUAAAGAAGCAGCUCUGAAGGAGGCCGAGGUGGAGAGACACACUGUGGUGCAGGAGAAAGAGAGGAGCAUCACACAGCUCAAACACUCUCUGCAGGACAAGGAGCAACAGCUGCAGGAGUACUCGGAGAUGUUGGAGUCAACAGGAAGCUCCAAACCAAGAGAUGCCCUGCUGGAGAAACUUAAAGAGCGUAUUAAGGACAGAGACAGAGCUCUGGAGCGCUCCAUAGAUGACAAGUUCCGCUGUGUGGAGGAGCGCGAGGCCCAAGUGAGGAGGCUUCAGCUGGCCCUCAGGGAGAAGGAACGGGACCUGGAGAGACUCCGCUGCAUUCUGUCCAACAACGAGGAGACCAUCACGAGUCUGGACGCCCUGGUGCGUGGCAAAGAGCUGGAGCUAGAACAGGCGGCGGAGGCCUACAGGAACCUCCAGUGGCUGAGGCAGCAGAGUGAGGAGAAGGAGAGAAACACUCUGAGAGAGAAAGACACCAUCAUCAGCCAGCUACAGGCAGCUCUACAGACACACAGCCUGGAGGCACAGGAUCUGACAGCCACCCUUAUUGCCAGAGUUCAGGCUGGUCCCACUGAGGUCGUCGAGGAGUUGAAAGCUCGGCUGGCGCUGAAAGAAAAACUCUUCCAGGAACUGCUCUCGGACCGCAGCUGCCAGUCUAAUGAACACCAAGCACAGGUCCAGGAAAUGCUCAACACUCUCAGCUCCAAAGACCAGUAUCUGCAGGACUACUCCUACAGGCUCUCUCUUGUGAUUAGUGAGCGGACUGGCCAGCUGCAGGAGCUACGCAGACAGCUGUCAUCUAGAGAGCAAGAGCUGUGUGAGCUGAAACAGGACAUGGAGAGAGAGAUGGGAGGAGAGGCGGAGCACCUGCGGAGUCUGCUCAAAGAGAAAGAAGCCUUCAUCAAGGAGCUGAUGCAGGGCCAGGAGGAGGCGAUGCAGCCAUCCUCUAAAGAGAGUGAGGCAGAGAUGAAGGCUCUCCAGGAAGAGUUGCAGCUGGUACUGAAGAAGGAGAGGGAGGCUCAGAAGGAGCUCUCUGCUCUGCGUUUGUCUUUGGCUCACCAGCAGGACAAUGAGGACAGCGCUGAUCACCAAUGUGUGCUGGAGCAGCUUGUGUCAGAGUACAACAAGCUGAACGAUGCGCUGAGGACGGAGAAGAGAUUAUACCAAAAUCUCUCACACGUUCACACCAAGAGUGACAGCUCUGAGAAGAUCCAGGCCCUCCACACCGAGCUAGACUCAGUUCAGGCGCUCCGCAGACAGCUGGAGGAGGUCCUGGCCAAGACCCGUAACAUGGCCCUGAUGCUGGAACGGGCAGCUAAAAAGCAGCCCGUCUUUGGAGAGCUCAGCACAGACGAGGAGGGGGAGGAGGAGGAAGGAGACGAUGAAGAUGGCAGCAGUGACGAGUUUACGGACAGCAUAGAGGAGGAUGACAAUAAAGUGACGGCCAGAAGUUUGGCCUCCAUUCAGGCUUGUGGAGCUGAGGGUGUGAUUGGACCGCUGGUGUCCCAGGGAGCCGAUGUAAAGCAGCUCGAGGAAGCAAGGAAGACACUUGAAGGCCAGCUUGAAGAAAUAAGGUUACAACUGGAGAGGGAUGGAUACACCACCGUGGCUCAGAUGAGGAGUGCACUGCAGAGGCUGCAGCAGGAGAACCAGGCUUUGAAAGAAACCAGAGGACGAGCUGGAGUUGUGCGACUGAGGACAAACCCAGAGAGGAAUCACAGGAGCUUGAAUCAGGAAGAGGAGAUAGAAGAGGAGGAGGAUAUUGAGGAAGAAGAUGAAGAGGAGGAAACAUCUCCGGUGCCAGUGGGAAAGAGAGGUCAUCCGGGUGUUAGUCUGAGUGACGAGCGAGUGAAGAGGCACUGCAAGGGGCCACGCUCUCUGACAUCCCAUCAUCACACACACCAGCCUGAGACGGAGGUGGAGCCUGCUGGAGACAGCAGCGAGGAGGGAGCACUCUGGCAGGAUAUAGAGGAGGGUCUUCGUGAGCAGGCGGCCCGCCUGAGCUCCGAUCUGGCUCUGAGCCACCAGGAGAACCGAGAGCUGCAGGAAAGGCUGAUGGUGUCUGAAGCCACGGUCCACGCUCAGGCUGAACAACUAAACGAUUACAGAGAUCUGCUCACGGAGACGUCGGUCCAGCAGGCCAGUAAGCAGGUGCAGGUGGAUCUCCAGGAUCUGGGUUAUGAGACUUGUGGUCGCAGUGAGAACGAAGCUGAGAGAGAAGACGCCAGCAGCCCAGAAUUUGAUGACCUGGAGAUGUGCACGUCGCUGUCCAAUCAGCAAGACUAUGAAGGUGCUGGCAGCUGGUACACUGGCAGCAGUAACGCAGGUGAAAUGGAGGACGAGCCAGCCUCUCUGCAGCAUCUGGUCCAGGAUCUCCGCUCACAGCUGACCCGCUGCCACAAGGUGAUCCGUGGGCUGCAGCUGCGUGUGCGCUCCCUGUCUACCACCAGCGACUACGCCUCCAGCCUGGAACGAACCCCACGCAAGGUAAACUGGGCCUUUGAGACGUCACCAGCCCCCAGCGGUGUGGAAGAGGAUGAAGGCUGGAUGUCUGACACCCAAGGCAUUCUCUCAGGGUCCAAACCCAGCAGGGAACUGCAAGAACUGAUGGCACGAGUUGCGUCACUGGAGGCGCAACUGAAGAGCUCCAGACAGGAGGACAAAAGCCAAGCAGAGGAGGGGAAAUGUGCCACCUGGCCUGGGAAUUACAACUCUCUGAUCCAGGCACAAGCUCGUGAGCUGUCCCACCUGAGGCAGAGGGUGAGAGAGGGGCAAGGAGUCGGCCACAUCCUCAUCCAGCACCUGGGUGAUACCACCAAGACCUUUGAGGAGCUGCUGCGGGCCAAUGAUAUUGAUUACUACAUGGGGCAGAGCUUCAGAGAGCAGUUGGCACAGAACUCAGCCCUGGCACAAAGAGUGCUCGCCAAGAUCAGUGGACGCAACCGUGCAGAGAGCCAUGACGACAAGACAGGCCAUGAGUUGCUUGCCCUACGGCUGAGUAAGGAGCUUCAGCAGAAAGAUAAAAUCAUCGAGUCCCUCCACAGCAAGCUACAGCAGCGUCCAGAGACCCCGUCCAGCUGCCAUGCCCUCUCUGAGACCACCGACCAAUCAGACAGAACGUCGUUGGUGUCUGAUGAGUACAGAACCAAUGACGACUUGGAGCUGUGCUCCGAUUUAGACGUCAGAGAAUAUCAGGAGGAGAACGGGCCAGGACAAGGAUCAGAACAAGAAGUCCAUCCAUCUAUCCUUCCUCCUCAUGGCUUCCUUAAGUACUCCAGCAGCUGUCCCAACAUGCAUUGCUCAGCCCCUGUGGGUUUGACCAGUCAGUCCUCUAGAGCCCUUUUCAGUGAGCCUGUCUCCCACUCCUACUCUGGCCCCUCUGGCCCUGACGUCUGGGGCAAAGAAGUCAUUUCUGACCCCCGGCCCAGGGCCCUGUCUGUGAUUGCUGUUCGCCCAGAGCUGGACACGCUGUACAAACUGAUGAAUGAGCAGAACAGGGGCUUUGCAGUUCCCCAUGACAAGCCUCUGUUCACUCUCGCACCGGGUGCCCACAUCCAGCACGACCUCUCCAACUACAGCCAGCAAACCCAUCAUGCCUUUCAACAGUAUCCGCUGGGUGGCAUCCCCGAAGGCCACUCGAUAAAGUCUGACUCAGGUCUAGUGACGGGACGGACUUUGUGGGACAUGGAAAACAUGGGUCAGCAAGUUGGAGGCUACUCUGGAUCAUUGGGACACCAGCAAGGAAGCAGCCAUGCCGGGGUAAAUUUGAUGGAGGAGCACCUGCGGGAGGUGAGGUGUCUCCGUCAGCGUCUGGAGGAGUCCAUUAGGACCAAUGAGAGGCUCCGACAGCAGCUGGAAGAGAGACUGGCCUCAAACGGGCGUGAUGGAGGUGCACAAACAAACAUCUACAUUCAGGGACUGGACACGGUCACUCAACUGUCCAAUGAGAUCCGAGUCCUGAAGGAAGAAAACUUGGGUCUAAAGUCACGCCUCCAGGCCAGCACAGACACAUGUGAGGAGGUGGUGCAGUUGCGGGAGGCAGUGUUUACAGCACGUGCCCGCCUGAAACAAGCAGAGCUGGAGGCAGAGCAGUGGAAAGAGGAGCUGCGACGACUUCAGGCUCACACUCAGGAGCAAGGACAGCAGAUACACAUACUAAGGCAGGAACGGCAGGCCAGUCAGGAGAAAACCAACAGGCUCCAGCAUGAGGUGUCUCUACUGCAGCAGCAGCUAUGUGAGAGCAGAGAGCUCAUCCACUCCCUGCAGAGUGAACUACAAGUGUACGAUCGAGUGUGUUCCAGCAUAAAGGCCAACAAAGCCUACCUGUGUGAGCUCCCAGGUCUACCGGUGGAGCUUGGGGAGCUGCUCGGGGAGGUGAGGAGCCUGCGAGCCCAGCUGCAGAACAGCGUCCAGGAGAACAGUGCCCUCAAACAACUGGAGCUCCACAAGCAGCUGGAGCAGAAGCUGGGCGUCGGCUCUCCUCGGACCCCCUCCCUCUCCGCCCUCACUGCCAGCCCUCAGAGAGAGAACUUCUACAGGCGACAGCUGCUGCACGACCCAGCUCCGUCUCCACCAGUCAGGGACAUUGGUCUGUUUAAUUGUGGAUCUCCCGGUCCUCCCUACUCAGACCUAGACGACAGCCAUAGCACUGCCAAUGACCCUCUUGACCCUCACUCUGAGCUGGAGGGGGAGGCCCCUGACGGAUCAUUUGCAAACCGCAACGGCCGCCACACCAUCGGUCAUGUGGAUGACUUCAGCGCUCUUCAGCAGCAAGUCCUCGAGGGCGGGAGCCUUGUCCAGCGCAUGGAGACAACCCUGCAGGCCUGCCUCGGCCCACCGCUGCUGGAGGGCCACCAGAAGCAGAGCAGUGAGCUGGUCCUGGACUAUGGAUGUGUGAAGAGUCUGCUGUCCAACACCAAGAUUCUGAGACAGAUCCUGGAGGAGGCGAUGUCCCUGCUGAAAAUGUUCUGGAGAGCAGCUCUGCCCAGCACCGAUCCCUCCAUCCACAACCUUAAGAAGGAGCAGUGUAUGCAGGAGGAGAUCUUGUCCCUGAAACUGCGUAUGUCAGAGCAGGAAGAGGUUCUUAAAGGGACGACUCACAGACUGAGGAGCACCAGCCGCACCAAGGAGAACAUGGAGCACUUCAUAGUCAACCAGUUGUCAAGGACUCGUGAUGUGCUGAAGAAAGCCAGGACAAAUUUAGAGAAGAAUGAGCUGAGACUUUCCUCUCUAAGCUCCUCCUCUUCCUCUCCUUAUGCUGGUAAUUGUUUGACAUCCUGUGAUCUUGCAAACAGUUUUCUCUCCUUUUGUCCCUACACCCAGCUGAGGACCCAGGAGGUGCUGCCAGAGAGCGGCCUGCUGAUUGCAGUUUCCUGAAGACCAGCAGUGCUUCCGGAGCUGCAGCCAAUCAACGUCCGGCAGCGAGGAAGCGCAGCAGCCAAUGCCUGCUUUAGACUGUUAAAGAACCAGCCUCAAUGCUACCACCUCUGACCUCUAACCUCUAUGCUGAAACAGCCGCCCUCCUUCCAGCCCCCCCCCCCCUCCUUCCAGCCCCCCCCCCACACACACCAGCCUUUCUUGUCCCACCCAACCACCGUCCAGCCAUGAGAGUGCUUCCACCUGUCCCUCCUCCAGGCAAUACGUGUGCAGUAUAAUCUGCCCUUUGAGCCUGACCAAACUCCCUUCACCCGCUCGCCAAUUUUCUGUCACUCUCUACCCCCUCCCACCACAUGCAUUAUUGUCUUUGAGUGAUACAGUCGGCAGUAUGCCUCAUCGUGUGUGUAACUGAAGAAGGUUUUUAAAAUGUCCCUCUGGUGGUUUCAGUGAAGUGCGUCCUACUGACGGAGCUGGUUGAGGAUGCUCCCAGACACUGAUCUCAGACCAGGUGUGUGUUCUCAAUCUGGUUUCAGUAAAGGCCUUUUGGGCUUUUUUGGUUGUAUUACAGAAACUUUCAGGAUAAUUAAACCAGAUAAGGAGAUUUUGAAAAAUAUUUUUACAAGGGAGGAUUUUGAAAAAUGAACCGUAGAUUUGAGAGAACUUUACUUGCGAGUUAAAAAUCGAAAUGUUUCUAUAGUACACCCCCUGAUCUGUAUCUAAGAGCAUCCUCUUUUGAGAGCCAGACAGCCUGCGGACGGAAUAGAUGUUCAUGCAUGUUUAAUCGUGGCUUGAGAGAGGUCACACUUGAACGAAAACAGACACACUCAAAGACAAGACAUCCUACCUUUGACUGCCACAGAAUUGCAAGUUUACUUCUUGUGGCACUUUUAUCAAUGAGGACAUUUUUUUUUUUGCAAAUGCAAUGCAAAGAACAAUAACACCCACGAUGUAUCUACACAGUGGAGGAAUGUAGAGGACGUAGGCGAUCACUGCUAAGUAGUCGUGUACUAGUUGUAUCUAUAUUUGUGGAAGAAGCUUAUGAAUGCGUUUGUCAAACAUCAGCCAAGGGAUAUGAAAAGCAGAAAAAAAAGCCAGAGAAAGGUUCUAUUUUAGUCACAAGCCUCCUCUUUUUGGGUCCUAACGGUGCUUUUCUAGGCACCUACCUACUGAAUUUGAAGUACUGAAUAAGUCAAAAACAAGGGAGUAUGGUCAAUUUAAUGCUCAAGGCUUUGAAACAUCUGGUUGGUUGUGAUUUCUGAGCAGGAUGUACACAAGAAUAUGUAAAAACAAAUUUUUAAAAAAGAGGUUAAAGUGCUGAAAUGGAACCAGGCUGAACACGCGUAUUCAAGCUCCUCUGUAGGAGUUCUCAUACGAGCAUGUGCAAUAAUGAUGUUUCUUGAAUGAUAAUGCUGCACCGGGUUUGUUUUUUUUUCUUUGCUUGACACUGGAUUAUUAGUCACACUCAUAAUAACGUUAGUACACGAUCAGAGUAACGAUUGUACUUUUUACCGGACUGUUGAUGCAUGACAGAGAUUGUAAAAUCUAAGCUAAGGAACAGCGGAUUGCCAAUACUUGCCAAAGUUUGAAGUCUUUGAACUCUUCACUUUGCUUUGACUUGCCUUAUCCAUGCGAAUGACAAACCCAGGUCGGAUCAGACCGUAGGGAUACCGAGAUGUCUUCAUUCCAAGGACCUCCAGAACCACAGAGACGGUAACCGUUAGACAGCUGGUUCAGUGUAUUUUGAAUUGUGCGACCGAAAUGAGCUACUUUUUUGGACCAAAACUCAACAGAGUGGAUUUUUCCCACUUGGCCAUAUGCUAUUGUCUUUAUGUUAUUUUUCUUGGUUCAGGCCGUCUUAGGAUUCCCAUGGCAAAGGCAAUAUAGGUUAUCAAGUUCUUAUAGAUGAUGCAAACUUUGGCAGGCUACUGGUGGGAUCAUUGAUCUUUAAUUCACUCACUUAUAACAGUUCAAAUUUAGUUUGAUGAGUUCUUGCUGUACAUUUGCCAUUUUUACGCUGUAAAUAACUUGUUAUUUCUGUAUGAACUUUUGAGUGAGUCUGUGUGUGCGCGCAUGUGUGUGUGAGUGUGUUUGAACAAACAUCCAACAUUUGCUUUUUGCAAAGUUGAUUUUCUGGGUAGCUGUGCAAUAGCUUAUAUGAUUUAUUUGGAUGUUAAACAUCAUCGUAAUACGAGUAUGAUUGCUGCAUUCACUUCCUGCAAUGUGUGAUUUAUAUGUUAGAGGAGUUUGUCACUUUGAAUCACAUAGGCUGAUAAGAAAUCAGACUAUGUCUUCAUGAUAUCUAACUCACUGAUCCCAAUAUCAUCCACCUAUAACAAAACUCUGAUUAAUGUUGCUUCGCUUGCCUUUACAUUUAUUAGCUUGAGAGCUUCUUCAGUCUGCUCUCAGUGGUAGAAUUGGCUUUGAACUAGCGCUCUUCUACCUGAGAUCUGCCAAAUUAGGUUUCGUUUGCGCUCAAGUCUUCAUAAAAAAAAAAAAGACGGCAUGUAUUUCAACAGAGAUAAAAAGUUUGAUAAUUCCUUUUGAAAUGUAAGAAGUAAAAAGACAAAAGUUUUGAAGAAUUGUCUACUGUCAAAGAAAAAGCCAAUGACUGGAAAGAUUAUGACACGUUGGAUCCACAAAGCACCUUGUUAGAGCGUAAACAAAGCCUUUUUGCUAUUUGUUAUAAAGAAGGGAAUCAAACGGCAGUUUGAAACGAUAUAUUGUUGGUCCUGAUUUUCGUAUGUAUUCAGUGGGUACGGAAAGUAUUCAGACCCCUUUAAAUUUUUGACUUUGUUUCAUUGCAGCCAUUUGGU
Molecule: messenger RNA, 14580 nt
Organism: Anarrhichthys ocellatus (wolf-eel)
Lineage: Eukaryota; Metazoa; Chordata; Actinopteri; Perciformes; Anarhichadidae
Product: myomegalin
Exons: 41
Coding region: 4433-11767 (2444 amino acids)
Biological process (GO): regulation of Golgi organization; positive regulation of microtubule nucleation; centrosome cycle
Cellular component (GO): centrosome; Golgi apparatus; nucleus
Molecular function (GO): molecular adaptor activity; zinc ion binding
Source: RefSeq, a predicted model, not a curated record